Messenger RNA from Chironomus riparius, 2023 nucleotides. The record is from the annotation of a GenBank genome assembly. Lineage: Eukaryota; Metazoa; Arthropoda; Insecta; Diptera; Chironomidae.
GAAAAAGAGAGCGAAUAAAGAGUGUUUUUUGACCUCCAAUCGUUCUUGAAUGAAAAAGUUUAGUCUUAUAAAAGUAAUCAGCUGGGAAAGAAGUUGAUAAGUAGCGAUUGUCAUUUCAAAAAAAUAUUUUAAUUCAAUUUUUAUAAGUCAAAUAAUGACGGUGACAGUCAAGACAGUUCCAACGACUCCAUUUGAAGGCCAAAAACCAGGAACUAGCGGUUUACGCAAAAAAGUAAAGGUUUUUGCCGAAAAGAAUUAUACUGAGAACUUCAUCCAGUGUAUUUUGGAAGCUGCUGGAGAGUCUGUUAUUAAUGGAUCUUUAUUAGUUGUUGGUGGGGAUGGACGAUUUUUCCUUAAAGAAGCUAUUGACAUAAUCAUUAAAAUGAGUGCUGCAAACGGCGUGUCAAGAUUAAUGAUUGGUCAAAAUGGAAUCUUAUCAACUCCCGCUGUAUCUUCUCUUAUUCGUUCUAAUAAGGCUAACGGUGGAAUCAUCUGCACAGCUUCUCAUAAUCCAGGUGGUCCCGAUAAUGACUUUGGAAUCAAGUUCAAUUGCGAGAACGGUGGUCCAGCACCUGAUGCUUUCACCAAUAAAAUGUUUGACAUCUCAAAGACUAUUAAGGAAUACAAAAUAGCUGAAGGCAUUAAUGUUGACUUGAAUGUCAUCGGAACUAACAAAUUCGAUGUCAAUGGAAAGCCAUUUGUUGUUGACGUCAUUGAUGCUGUAGCUAAUUACGUUGAGUUGAUGAAAGAAAUCUUUGAUUUUGGUAAAUUGAAGGAAUUCGUUAGUGGAUCUAAGCCACUUAAGAUGAGAAUUGAUGGAUUAAACGGAGUAACUGGACCCUAUGUCCGUGAAAUCUUUGUCAAUCAGCUCGGUGCUAGUGAUAGUAAUGUCGUCCACACAAUUCCAUUGCCUGAUUUUGGAAAUCUUCAUCCAGAUCCAAACUUGACUUACGCAAAAGACCUUGUUGAUCAACUUUCUGCUGGAGAUUAUGACAUUGGAGCCGCUUUUGAUGGCGACGGAGAUAGAAACAUGAUUUUAGGUCAUAAAGCAUUCUUUGUUACACCUAAUGAUUCUCUUGCCAUUAUUGCUGAUUUUGUUGACUGUAUUCCUUACUUUAAGAAGAAUGGCGUUACUGGAUUCGCUAGGAGUAUGCCAACUGCUGCUGCUUUAGAUCGUGUUGCCAAAGCUAAGAAUCUAGAAGUUUUUGAAACUCCAACUGGCUGGAAAUACUUUGGUAACUUGAUGGACGCAAAUCGUUUAUGUUUGUGCGGUGAAGAGUCAUUCGGUACUGGAUCUAAUCAUAUUCGUGAAAAGGAUGGAAUUUGGGCAGCACUUGCUUGGUUGUCAAUCAUGGAACAUACGAAGAAGUCAAUUGAGGAAAUUUCUAAAGAUUUCUGGAAGAAAUAUGGACGUAAUUACUUCACACGAUACGAUUAUGAAGAGUGUGAGCUCGCGCCAUGCAAUCAAAUGAUGACUGAUCUUGAAAAUCUCAUUACUAAGCCUGAAUUUGUUGGAAAGGAAUUUUCAAAUGGCGGAAAAAUCUACAAAGUCAAACUUGGUGAUAAUUUUAGCUAUAAAGAUCCAAUUGAUGGAUCUGUGGCCACAAAUCAAGGUCUUCGAAUUAUUUUUGAGGACGGUUCAAGAAUUGUCAUGAGAUUGUCUGGCACUGGAAGUUCUGGUGCUACAGUCAGAAUGUAUAUUGAAGCUUAUGAAGCAACUAAUGUCUUAGAAGCUGCAUCAGAGAUGCUUAAGCCACUUAUUAAUAUUGCAUUGGAAAUUUCACAAAUGAAAAAGUAUACAGGUCGUGACGCCCCAACUGUUAUCACAUAAGCUCCUUAAUAAAAUCAUGCUGAUACUAGUUCUCACGUUUUUUUAAAAUAAUUAUUAUUUAAAGAAAUUUUAAUUGGCGAUAUUAUUGUGCAUUUUUUUGUUAUUCAAUGAAUAAGAUUCAAAGUUGAUCAUUUUCAAAUUUAUCAAAUUUAAAAAAAAAAUAAACAAAAUUAUUGAGAAAGUGUAAAUGAA